CUUGGAAAACUUCAUUCAAUCAAUCUGAAGGUCGUGUGUUCAAUCCACACUGGCCGCAUCUUCGCUUUUGCCAUCGUGACUAAGAUCAGGUUAGGUUACUUAAAUUCCUUAACCAUGGAGAAAUUCAUCGGAAAUGAAGUAAUCGGGGAGUGAUUAAGUGUUGAGUGAAUGGUUAUCAGUAGAUGUUGAAUUGGCUGUUUGUCUACUUGAAGAAUACGACAGGCAUGCAUGCCUACUUAUAAAGCACACCUAGGAUCUCUCUCUCUGCUCACUUGUUUGUGGUCAGAAAGAGUCGAUGAUGCUAUGCAUCUUGCUGUAAGUGAAUAUGCAGAGCGCUGGAAGAGGUGUAGGAAUAAUACUAUUUUACUGAAUUGUAAAAAUCAGAUGACUACUGUUUUUUGGGAAAUAGAUAGGCAGGGCUUCAUGAAUCUUUGUACCUCGUGACAGAAAAUAAC
Molecule: messenger RNA, 455 nt
Organism: Colletotrichum godetiae
Lineage: Eukaryota; Fungi; Ascomycota; Sordariomycetes; Glomerellales; Glomerellaceae
Exons: 1
Coding region: 229-444 (71 amino acids)
Source: RefSeq, a predicted model, not a curated record